AUGGCUGCCCUAUUCCUACGUGGUUUUGUCCAAAUAGGGAACUGCAAGACUGGGAUGUCUAAGUCAAAAGAAGCAUUCAUUGAAGCAGUAGAAGGAAAGAAGAAAGAUAGACUGGUGCUGUAUUUCAAAAAUGGAAAAUGUAACACUUGUCGGCUAAGUGAUAAUAUUCAAAAUGUAGUCCUUAGAUCCUAUAGAGGAAACCAAAAUUACCUGCAUCUAACUUUACAAAAUAAUAAUGUCUUGUUUAUUGAAGGAUUAUCCUCCACAGAUGCUGAACAAUUGAAGAUAUUCCUGGACAGAGUUCAUCAAAAUGAGGUUCAGCCACCUGUGAGACCUGGUAAGGGUGGGAGUGUCUUUUCUAGCACAACAGCACAGAAGGAAAUCAACAAAACUUCAUUCCACAAAGUUGAUGAGAAAUCAAGUAGCAAAUCUUUUCACAUAGCAAAAGGAAGUGGGACAAGUGUCCUUCAGAGGAUGCCUUUGCUUAUAUCAAAAUCAUCAACACUUACUUGUGGAGAGUUAUCAGAAAAUCAGCACAAGAAGAGGAAAAGAAUGCUCUCAUCUAGCUCAGAGAUGAAUGAGGAAUUCUUGAAAGAAAAUAAUUCUGUAGAAUACAAGAAAUCCAAAGCAGAUCGUUUGAGGUGUGUAAGCUAUAAUCGAGACAAACAAUUGAAGUUAAAAGAGUUAGAAGAGAAUAAGAAAUUGGAAUGUGAAUCUUCAUGCAUCAUGAACGCUACUGGAAAUCCUUACCUAGAUAUUGGACUUCUCCAAGCUCUCACUGAGAAGAUGGUUAUGGCAUUUCUGUUACAACCAGGGUGUAGUGACGGUUACACAAAGUGGGAUAAAUUAAAACUAUUUUUUGAAUUAUUUCCAGAGAAAAUAUGCCACGGCCUCCCCAAUUUGGGAAACACCUAUGCAGCGUUACAGUCUCGACUUUCAAUCCCAUCAUUUGCUGAUGAUUUACUUAAUCAGAGUUUCCCACGGGGUAAAAUUCCCCUUAAUGCUCUUACCAUGUGCUUGGCACAGCUACUUUUUUUUAAAGAUACCUAUAAUAUAGAAAUCAAGGAGAUGUUACUCUUGAAUAUUAAAAAGGCCAUUCCAGCAGUUGCAGAGAUAUUCCAUGGCAAUGCACAGAACGAUGCUCAUGAGUUUUUAGCUCACUGUUUAGAUCAGCUGAAAGAUAACAUGGAAAAACUCAACACAAUUUGGAAGCCUAAAAGUGAAUUUGGGGAAGGUAAUUUUCCUAAACAGAUUGUUGCUGAUGAUCCUGACACCAGUGGGUUUUCUUGCCCUGUCAUUACUGAUUUUGAGUUAGAGUUGUUGCACUCCAUUGCUUGUAAAGCUUGUGGUCAGGUUAUUCUCAAGACAGAACUGAGUAAUUACCUCUCCAUCAACCUUCCCCAAAGAAUAAAAACACAUCAUUCAUCUAUUCAGUCUACCUUUGAUCUUUUUUUUGGAGGAGAAGAGCUUGAGUAUAAAUGUGCAAAAUGUAAGCACAAGACUUCUGUUGGAGUGCACUCAUUCAGUAGGCUACCUAGAAUCCUUAUUGUUCACCUCAAACGCUAUAGCUUGAAUGAGUUUUGUUCAUUAAAGAAGAAUGACCAGGAAGUCAUCAUUUCCAAAUAUUUAAAGGUGUCCUCUCAUUGCAAUGAAGGCACCAGACCACCUCUUCCUUUGAGUGAGGAUGGAGAAAUUACAGAUUUCCAAUUAUUAAAAGUUAUUCAAAAGAUGACUUCUAGAAGCAUCAGCGUAUCAUGGCCUUCAACAAAGGAAUCCAAAGAUAUCCUGGCUCCACACACUGGAUCAGAUAAGGAGUCUGAACAAAAAAAAGGCCAGACAGUCUUUAAAGGGGCAAGCAGAAGACAGCAGCAAAAGUACCUUGGAAAAAAUUCUAAACCAAAUGAGCCAGAAUCUGUAUACUCAGGAGAUCGAACGUUCAUUGAAAAAGAACUGUUAGCUCACUUAAUGGCAUAUCUGGAAGAUACCUCACUUUGUCAGUUCCACAAAGCUGGAGGUAAACCCGCCAGCAGCCCAGGCACCCGUCUCACAGAAGUUCACUUUCAAACAGUGCCCGAAAAUCCAAAACGAAAGAAAUAUGUGAAAACCAGUAAGUUUGUAGCUUUUGAUAGCAUUAUCAAUCCUACUAAAGAUUUGUAUGAAGAUAAAAAUAUCAGAAUUCCAGAAAGAUUCCAAAAAGUGUCUGAACAGACUCAGCAGUGUGAUGGUAUGAGAAUCUGUGAACAAGCUCAGCAGGCACUACCUCGAAGCUUUCCAAAGCCAGGUGCCCAGGGGCACACAAAGAACCUCCUAAGAUCUACAAAAUUAAAUCUCCAGAAGGCUAACAGGAAUUCCCUACUUGCAUUGGGUUCCAGUAAGAACCCAAAAAACAAAGACAUUUUAGAUAAGAUAAAAUCUAAAGCCAAGGUAACAAAAAGAAAUGACGAUAAGGGAGAUCAUACCUACCGGCUCAUUAGUGUUGUCAGCCAUCUUGGGAAGACUCUAAAGUCAGGCCAUUAUAUCUGUGAUGCCUAUGACUUUGAGAAACAGAUCUGGUUCACUUACAAUGAUAUGCAGGUGUUAGGUAUCCAGGAGGCCCAGAUGCAGGAGGAUAGGCGUUGCACUGGGUACAUCUUCUUUUACAUGCAUAAUGAGAUCUUUGAAGAGAUGUUGAAAAGAGAAGAGAAUACCCAGCUUAAUAGCAAGGGGGUAAAGGAGACCCUUCAGAAGGAAUAA
Messenger RNA from Nomascus leucogenys (northern white-cheeked gibbon), 2733 nucleotides. It is a transcript of the gene USP26, whose product is annotated as ubiquitin specific peptidase 26. Lineage: Eukaryota; Metazoa; Chordata; Mammalia; Primates; Hylobatidae. Gene Ontology annotation, cellular component: nucleus; cytosol. Gene Ontology annotation, molecular function: cysteine-type endopeptidase activity; cysteine-type deubiquitinase activity. Gene Ontology annotation, biological process: protein deubiquitination; G1/S transition of mitotic cell cycle. The record is from RefSeq and is a predicted model, not a curated record.